This is a messenger RNA of Pleuronectes platessa (European plaice), 5738 nucleotides long. It is a transcript of the gene hmga2, whose product is annotated as high mobility group AT-hook 2. The coding region runs from base 1 to 342 and encodes 113 amino acids. Lineage: Eukaryota; Metazoa; Chordata; Actinopteri; Pleuronectiformes; Pleuronectidae. The transcript has 5 exons. Gene Ontology annotation, cellular component: nucleus; chromatin. Gene Ontology annotation, molecular function: DNA binding; transcription coregulator activity. Gene Ontology annotation, biological process: regulation of DNA-templated transcription. The record is from RefSeq and is a predicted model, not a curated record.
AUGAGCGGUCAUGGGGACGAGGCCGGGGAGAGCUCCGGCUCCCAGGAGCCCACUGGGUCCGCGGAGCCCCAGAAGAGGAGGCCGGGGAGACCGAGGAAGCCCCCGAAAGAGCCAAGUGGAGAGCCUGUCCCCAAGCGACCAAGGGGCCGUCCCAAAGGAAGUAAGAACAAGGGCCCCUCCAAGGCAGCGCAGAAGAAAGCCGAGGAAACCGGGGUGAAAAGACCCAGAGGACGACCCAGGAAAUGGCCACAGCAAGUCGUCCAGAAAAAGCCUGCUCAGAAAGACGAAACAGAAGAAGAAACAGAAGAAGAAGAAGAGGAGGAGGCUGAAGAGAAGGACUAAGCUUCCACACCAUCAAACCUCUACCUCAAAUCAGCUGUCAGGUCUUUCUAAGGAGAAAGACUGCCUUGACCACUUAUUUUUGCCUUUUUCCCAACAUUAUUCUACUUCAAUUAGAGAAUUUCCAAUGUUAAUCUUUCAGUUUUCAGCCUUUGCGUGCGUCCAAACUGAUCGGUCACUGAACAGACGGAGAUGUUCAGUAUCUGUCUGCAUCUCUAAAUCCCUUUGAUGCGUUUCUUUCACACAGGUCAUUCAGAGCGCAGCAGCAUCAGAAGCUCGUCUCCAGACAUUCCGCCUGUCCAAAUAGUCAGGCAGGCAGGGACACACACAUCAUCAGCAGAUACAACAAACCUACACUCCUCAGUCAGAAUCCUCAAAAAACAAACAGAAACCUCCAUAAUGAGUAAGUGUGGCCCACACCCCGACAGUGGGGGUUUGCGGUCCCUCAGACACAUCAUCAUCUCCAAAUGACAAUGAGCAUUAGCAGACCCCAUCACAUCCCCCAUCAUCGUUGACUGGUUCUCCAGACGUCAGUAGAAAAGUAACUGGGGCAGUCUGGUUUUGUCAUACAUGGGAUGAAAGAACAAAUGUCUGCUGUUCCCAUACAGCAGUGUUGGCUCUAAAACAAAAGGAGCGACCUCGACCUUCCCUCUCAACACCCAAACCAAACUGGUGUUAAGCCACCAAGGACAGGGAGACACAGAGAUAGGUCCUCAGGGCAGUGGCUUAUCCCUCCGGUUGGGUUAAGGCCAUUUUGACAAAAGUUUGCUCAAGUUGUUAGCAUUAACUCAGAUUUAGUUUGACAUCCCCAUAGGAUCCCCAAAUACCAUCUUUAUAUCUCACAAAUACACCAUCUUCCUGUAUGUUUCCUGCAGCCCCCACUACAAUAUUCAUCAUGGGACGUUCUUAAUCCUGUCCAGGUGAAUUCUACUAAUGUAUUUGCUCAAAAAUACAAACAAUGUGUCCACGCUUGAAAGUCUAAGAUCUUAAACAUCAAUUUAGCAGCGAAUAUAGAUCACAGGUUAGUAAUGCAUCAGGCUUUUCAGUCAACUAAAAGUCUCACUACCUCUAAUCAGUGCAGCUUUAAAUGAUAGUUGUGAUAGCCAGUUCAAGGCUGACAAAAUACAACCCUUGAGGCUAACAAAUGAUUAUAACUCCUUUUAUCUUGCACAAAGCAAAAAUAUGAUUCAUUCAAGUGGCAGUUUCCCGCCAAGGUGCAACCACACCUGGCUUUGUAUGGGAAUAAGAGAAGGCACGAUUGGUUUAUGGCAUGUUACGUCCAAUACAUGCCCCCAUGGUUAAUUAAGAGACUGAGUACAGCCUAGACCAGAGCCCUUUAUGUCUCCCAUUUAUUUGAAAGGUAAACAUUGCAUUGAGUUUUAUAAGAGGUAACCAAGAUUGCAAGCUAUUGAUAACAUCAAGAGGAAAGAGUCAGUUUUCAGUUGAGCCUGGUAGACCAGUACAUCAGAGCACUACAAGAGCCCUGCUUUGUUUUCCCUGUUCUUGGUGGACUUAACAAACUCUUUUAUUCGUCUAGAAAAUAACAGAAUGACUCUUCACAUCCUGUCAAUACCUUGAACCAAGCUCAGACUACUGUUUUUUUUUUUUUUUUCCAGAUUUACAUUAACACACAUAUGUACAUAGCAUCACUCAGUUUGUUGUUUGCGCAACAUAGCUUUAAAAUCUUGAUUCCAUCGUUGAUGUCACACUGCAAAGAAAAGCCCCAGGCUUGGAGAAAAAUAAAAAAAACCUCAAGAAAAACCACAAGAACAAACCACACAUUACCUCUCGACACACUUGAUACCUGGAUUCAGCGGCAGUGUGACACUGAACGUCUCAUCUCGCACUGUAACCCUAGGGAGCCUCGGGUUUGAGGAAACCCGAUGGCGUGCCAGCGCUCUCUGGUCACUGAUAUGCAAUAUCUUCUCAUGACUUCCAACUACCUCUGACUCAGCACAACCAGCUCAUGAACGCUUUUGCUCAGUACAAACAAAAACCGACGCCGGCGGGUGGCAGGGGGCGUUUUCCGAUAUUUGAUAACCUGUUGUGACAUUAUACCGUACAUUGAAGCGAGGUCAUGCCAGUGGUGCUUGUCAGGAGGGGAAAUGGCAAUUUGUCCUCAACUGUUUUUGUUUGAAUCAGUCAGGUAAACAUAACAUAAUCCACAAAGAGGCAAACGUCAAAUACAACAGAGUCAUGUGGGUCAACAUUUAAAGGAACACUCUGUUUUUUCUUCGGCCUGACAAGUGCUUUCACACAAAGUGAGUAGAAAGUCCGAAAAUUCUGAUAAAAUGACGUAACAAUAUGACUGACAUGUAACUUUCUGGCGUUAUGGUCAAAAGUGUGACAAUAAGUUACGUUGAAAAAAAGAAUUUUCUUUUAAUUUGUUGACAGACUCAAAAGCCGGCUCUCCAACAUUUGAAGUUUCCAUCAUGCUUCAAAUGUGAGUCACACUUUUUAUCAUAGUUUUAGCUUCAGCUUUGGUUGUUUAACACGAAAAUUCUGAAUGAAUAUGAAAUCUAUUGUUGAAUUUAUUAUAAAUGUAAUGUUUACCAAUUAACCUUCAAUGGUGACUUCAAGAUGCAGUCUUUAGAGUUUGUCUCAUCCACUCUCGUACCUGACGUUUCCUUCUGCCUAUAGAUAAAAACAUUUUUUUUUAAAUACUGAAAACACGAACGCAGCUAAUACCGAUAUAUAAGUACUGUUUUAUUUUUCUCUCUCACCUCAAUGUUAAUUUGUGUCUAAACAUUUUAAUGAAACAAAACUUUGCAAACUGGGACCUCUGUUCGACAAAGUGUUAACUUGAAUUUAUUUUGUACCGAUUUACACAGUGGUUUAAUACGGAUCAAGAGUAUGUAUACAUGAUACAUGAUAUAGCUUCAGAUGUCUUUCUUUGGUUUGAAUAGUUGUCUCUCCUGAGAUAUGUGUACUACCUAUAUAUGUACAGUACCUCAAAUAGACCGAUAAAAAUGGACUCAUCAGUUGACAAAUACCUACCUCCAGUCUUGAAAAGGAACGAUUUUGCCGGUUUACUUUCAGUGUGAGUUACCUUGACGUGUGAUAUGAUCUAUAUCAGGAUUACAGAAGCUCCUUACUUAACAAGUGGUGUAUCGGAUCUUUCAAGUCUUCAAAAUCUCAGUACAUGUGGAUCCUCAACCUUAAAGUGACCUUCAGGUUUAUAACAGAUAUGUUUGGAUUCUGUAUAUUUCAUUCAUGAAUAUGUUUUUCUUGUUUUUAAUUAGUAGAUAUCAAUAUACUUGAUUAGCGGUGUUGUGUACUUCACACAAAUGUGAUUUUCUUGUCUUGUUAUGUGGUUAAACCAGAUGUAUAUGGAAUUGCUUUUCACUUAGUGAUAGAUUAUAUUUUCACCUGUCAUCAUGGCGACCUUUUUGAAACGUUAACAUGGUAUUUUUGAAUGUGGCCAGAGGUAGAACCUCAGAGGAGCUGCGGCCUGUGGUGAACUCUCUCUAAACCAACCACCUGCACAGUGUUGUGGACUGUUAAGGAGCCUUCAGUCAAAUUUCCUUUCACUCUGAUCACUGUGUGUACUUAUUCGUCACAAACAGUCAAUAUAACAACAUUGCUGACACUCUGUAAGUACAGUGUGUUUCUGUGAUAGUGCGACAGUACAGCGUCUGGCCUCAUUCCGCCUCUUUCAUGUUUUUCCUUGAAUUGCCAUGGCCAUGGUCGGAGGCUGAUUGGCUGAGGCCCGGGCCGCACCGCUUACCUCACUCAUGCGUGUUGGCCGCGGGACCUCUUGAUUUUCUUAUUACCACCCAUAUAAACAAGCUAGAGCGGCCACACAGCUGGCGUGUAACAGGCAUGGUGUCCCCCCUAUUUUUCAUUAGUGAAGAAGUAGACAGUAAGUAGCCGCCUCUUUGAGAUCCGAGAUAAAAAUUACAUUUAUAAUAAAAUCAUAAUAAAUGUAUUCUUGAUGGCCAUUAUCCAAGAAGUACAAAGAUAGGGCUGGCUAGUAUAAAUAAGGCUUGAAAAAACUGAACUUGAGUAAAUUAGGAGGGACUAUAUAUGCAUCAAUGAUGACAAAACCAAGAAAGAUUUGUGUUGCCUUCAAUAACUAAAUCACAGAAUCCAAACACUGUGCCGGUGACACUGUUUCCAACGACGCAAACAGUCUAAAUAGAGAGAGUCCUGUUGAGGCAGGUUUAUCAGCUUUUAACAAAAGGCUUUGACACAGACAGGCUUCAUCAUAUUAACAUUUCAUCAUUAAAUAGCAAGUGGUAUCAUUAUGUGAUCUGUAGGUAUCUGGGUACAAAUCAUUUUCAAGCUUUUUAAAGGGAAACGACAGACAGUGAUACGAAUUCUUGGAUCCACUCGUGCAAAAAUGUAUGGUGUUCUUUCUUGGUCCAUGUCUCAUCCAAGUUUUGUGGAAAUCCAUUAAGAGGACGUUGCAAAAAAUCCUACUGACAAACAAAGGUGAGCAGCUCGAGGCUCAUUCUGACCUUUUGAGAGCAAACCCGGGCUGUGGUACCACCGUUUGUACUCUUGUUCCUCAGAGUCUUACAUCACUAAGUUACGUCAUGGUCAGGAAGCGGCCAGAGAAUUCAGCUGAACUGAUUUUUCAUAUUGAGCCACCUAAUCUGACAUCCUAUGCCAUCAAGGAUUUGUGUGAUAGUGUGUGCAGCUCAAAAAUGGCAACUUAGGCUGUAGUUUCUCUCCUGCACUCACAAUGCAGGGUAUCCAGAUACAGAUCACGUGGUAAUACCAGAUGUAAAAGGCAUCUACGGAGCUCAACCAGCUCCAGGUUUUGAGCUCUUCAUUUCCCCUCAGAGAUGUGGACUUGAUUUCAGUGGAGUAUAAAACACCAGCUCAUGUUCUCUGGCAGAAUGACUGUAGAAGCCUCCGUUGUUGAGCCCUCAGCUCCGGGAGUCGAUCUUUUUUGCUUCAUGAUAUCAUGUUCUAGUACAAUCAAAUACACAUUACUACCUCCAGAAAGGCCUGCUUUUACCUCGUUUUCAACCUUAAAUACUGUUUAAAAAAUGCAGGUGUCUGAGAGCGUAUGGAGAACAUCUUAACAUUUUAUAUCUAUAUAUAUAUACAUAUAUAUAGUUUAUUUUUGUGGAGGAUGCAUUUUGUAAGACUGCUUUUUUCUCUGCCUCUCAGUCACCGUUAGGUAAGACUGGACAUUUACACUUUGAAAAGGAAUUUUCUUACUUUAUACAAUGUUAUGUAGUUAGCCUGUGGGGUGGGCGGAGAGAUGUCCCAGCUCCCCGUCUGCCUCGCUCCUUGUGUAUCGUUUCAAACGUCUUCUUCAGUGUCUAACUUUUAUCGCUUCCUCUAUCCACCUAAUAUUACUGUCUUGACUUCACUACAGAUUUUGCUUGCUUCCUAAACAAAGUCUUUAUAGAUAUUCACUGUGUUUUAUUCAGCACAAUAAAAUG